AUGUCGCUGGUAGACAGCGGUGCAGUCUUUGAAACAAGGGCAAAGGCCAUAGCCAUUUCAGAUGGAGUUCUGAAUGCGAUGGCAUUGAGGGGAUGGACAACUCAUGCCACGUUUGCCUUUGCAGUGGCUUGUCAGCCGGGAGCAGACGAGCAAGCGUUCCUUGACGGAGUGGUCAUUCCGAUUUUGGGGGCGGCUGAACAUGCCGAAGCUCCAAGAGUGAGACGAUUAUUUUUUGAGUCUCAUACACUUACGUCGGCCGACUUGAGACGUAAGGUUGACUCAAAUGAGAUGGAAGCACCCCGGAAGUUGCCACCGCCAGAGAUAGCGCAACGCUUGGACCUCUUACAAGCCAGAAUACAACCACUGAAGAUUGCAAACGUUUUGGAACCUUCACACCAGUUAAUCAACGCCAUCGUCCAGUGCGUUGAAGAUGGAAGGGUCCGCUACAUUGAGUGGUCGAAAUGCACUUCAAGGACCCAGGAAGUCAACAAUGUGAAGGAAGACAAUGACAUGCGCAUAUGGAAGGCUGACUCUGCAAGUUCUAUCAAGGCGGCAUACAAAGAGCCAUCCAUAGUGGCCAACCUCUCAACUGAACUUGAUGUGCAUAACGCCUUGCGAAGGAGGGGCAUCGCAUAUGAGGUGGCCCAAGCCAUGUCAUUCGAGACCCACGAGAAGAUUAUCAAUUUCUUCUUUUAUGAAUUGAAGAAAGAGCCGAUGGAAGGGUUUGCACCGGUAUCGUUACAGCAACUAGCAGCUGCUGACCGCGAGCUUCACAUCAGGCUUGCUGAAAUGACUAGGGCCGGGUUCAAGCCGGGCCCUGCAGGUGAACUGCCAUUGGAUCUUCCGACAGAUCAAGUGUUGGAAGGGCCAGAACUCAGGUGGAUGCUGAUGCCGGUCCCAAAACGGAAUGUUGCCAAGGCGCCAAUGGAGACGCCAAAGUUGACGAAGCCUACACCAGAGGUGGAUUCAAAGCGGAACAGGAAUGAGCAGCCAAAGAAGAACAAGCAGGAAGCACUGAGGUUGAAGCGUCUCAAGAGGACCCCUAUGCCGAAACAACUCACAGGUUGCACACCCUGUGACGAUGAAGGAAAUCCUUAUUGCUUUGCAUUCAACCUUGGAACUUGUUCAAGUGCGACAGACUGCGCGAAAGGCCCUGGUCAUCAGCAGCAGUGCCAUGACAAGCAAGAGGGCGAAGGCCCUAUGGUGGAUCUAUUGCGAAAGCGCAGCAGCUCCGCCACUUCAGGCGAAAAGCGCCAAGACUUUGGAUCGCAGCCGAAGCGAAUGCGCUCGGAAGUGGUUCAGCCUGCAGCCGAAGGGUUUCAGGACAAAGCGGAGUUGUCCGCUAUUGGUGGUGAUGCGUUGGGCAUUGAUCACAUGGUAGACAAAAGGAGAGUGAAAGGACCAGUGGCAAAGGUGGACCUUGCGCACCAUGAUGGACAAAGCACCGUGCUAUCUUGGAUACAGGAUGGGAAAGUAGAUGCGGUGAUGUUAGCACCGCCCUGCGGCACUUCAAGCAGGGCAAGGGAAAUCCCUCUGCCGAGAAAGGGCAUGCAACCAGUGCCCCUCAGGUCAGACCGUUGGCCAAACGGCCUGCCCCACCUGCAAGGUGUGGCGAAACUCAAAGUUAUCACUGCAAACAAGUUGUACAAGUUUUCCAUGAAGGUCAUCAAGCUUUGCGUCCAAAGGGGCAUCCCAGUGAUAUGUGAGAACCCGAAAAGGUCCUUGAUGUGGCUUACCGAGCCCUUUUCAGAGCGGCCUGAGCAGAAAGAGCACAGCUUUUCUCAUGAAUGUUGCAGCUGA
Messenger RNA from Cladocopium goreaui, 1800 nucleotides. The record is from the annotation of a GenBank genome assembly. Lineage: Eukaryota; Dinophyceae; Suessiales; Symbiodiniaceae.